CCAUCUUCACACCGGAUGUGACGCAAUGGGAAAGCACGCGGAAAUAAACAGCCAAGCUGUCAAGAUAACAUGGACGAGUGCAGAGAAAGUGGAGUGUUUUUAAAAUAAUGUGGCCCCAUAAACUUCGUAUAAAGUUUAUUUGAAGGGCUUGGGGCUGAUGUGGUGCAUCUGCAUUGAAAGUGGCACCUGUUUGCUAUGGCCUCACCCCCCUUCCCCCUUUUCAUCGCCCUGCUCUUCCUGACAUCGCUCCCUCUGCAGUCUUUUGGCUUACCUGAAUCUCCAACUCCGUCCUGUGAACCUGGGCGCUCAUGGGUAGUGCAGCUGAGCCACAGUUCUGAGCCACAUGACAACUCCCUGGACGAUCUGGCUAAACGCGUGGCGCUGGAGGCCGGUCUCAAGAGUCACGGCCAGAUCGGGCAACUCCAUGGCCACUACCUGCUCUGCCAGGUGACAGACGAGGACGAGCAUCCACCAGCAGCUAGGCAGGCACUGGACACCCAUCCUCAUGUGGUCUGGCAUUCGCAGGAAAACGUUCUGCGCAGGUCCAAGAGGAGCUUGAUCUUCAACGAUCCCAAAUACCCGAGUCAGUGGCAUUUGCACAAUGACGUGAGGCAGGGCAUGGACAUCAACGUGACCGGCGUGUGGGAGCGUAACAUCACCGGCACGGGCGUCACUGUGGUCGUAGUGGACGACGGCUUGCAGCACACACUGGAGGACAUUCAGCCCAACUAUUCUCCAGAAGGCAGCUAUGAUCUGAAUUCAAACGAUCCAGAUCCGAUGCCACACCCAGACUCACACAGCGAUAACCACCACGGCACACGCUGUGCAGGCGAGAUCGCUGCAGUGCCUAACAACAGCUUCUGCGCUGUGGGAGUUGCAUACGGCAGCAAAGUGGCAGGUAUCAGAGUUCUAGACGGACCACUGACCGACAGCAUGGAGGCCGUGGCUUUUAAUAAACAUUACCAAGUCAACGAUGUUUACAGUUGCAGUUGGGGACCAGAUGAUGACGGACGGACUGUCGAUGGACCGCACCCCCUGGGCCAGGCAGCACUAAAACAUGGAGUUCUAGCUGGCAGAAGAGGCUUUGGGAGUAUCUUUGUUGUCGCCAGUGGCAAUGGAGGCUUGUUUAACGACAACUGCAACUACGACGGCUACGCUAACUCUAUCUACACAGUCACUAUUGGUGCCGUGGAUGAGAACGGGAAGAUGCCGUUCUACGCAGAGGAGUGUGCUUCCAUGCUGGCUGUGACUUUCAGCAGCGGAGGAAGACAACUGCGCAGCAUCGUGACAUCAGACUGGUCGCUCCAGGAAGGCACGGGUUGUACCGAAGGCCACACGGGUACGUCAGCAGCAGCUCCUUUAGCAGCAGGCAUGGUGGCACUCAUGCUGCAGGUGCGACCCUGCUUAACAUGGCGAGACGUUCAGCACAUCAUCACGUACACUGCUACACAGUAUGACACUGAUGUAGAUUGGGAAACCAAUGGCGCCGGCUUCCACCACAGCCACAAGCAUGGGUUCGGCCUGCUCAAUGCCUGGAGACUGGUCAACACUGCCAAGGUUUGGGAGACCGUGCCACUCCUGGCAUCUUAUCAGAGCCCUGUUUUAAGAGAAGGAGAAAUGAUCCCUGCUUAUCCGAACAAACUUAAUCUCACCUGGAAUGUUACAGCUGCAGAUCUCAAACAAUCAGGGAUAAGGACCUUAGAGCACGUGGCUGUUACCGUGACGAUAACUCACCCGCGGCGUGGAGAUGUCGAGAUCGUGCUCGUCUGCCCAAGUGGAAUGACCUCACUCAUCGGAGCCAAGAGAGCCCUGGACACAGAUGCUUCGGGAUUCACAGAUUGGACUUUCUCCACGGUUCGGUGCUGGGGAGAGCAAGCUGUAGGCCAGUACAGCCUCCACGUCACUGACCACGUUACAGCAGAUUCAACAUAUUCUCUGGGCACCCUGAAGCACUGGAAGCUCACUCUGUACGGCUCCGAGAUGUCCUUCGAGGAAGUGUUGAGUAGACAGAGUCUUGUGGAAGAGGCUAUGAGUGGCCAGUAUCUGAACAGCAAUUUCUCGAUACCGUGCCCACCUGGCUUAGACAUUCCUCCUGAAGUGGAAAUUCCAUUUACCUCCAACUCUUUCAAGAUUUUGCUGCUCGUGGGCUGCUUCGCUCUCUGCUGGUCCCUUUACUACAUCCUCGAGAUGAUGCUGACCCACAUCCACUGGCACGGGCUGCGGCGUGGAUCCUCCACCGCAAAAGACGGCCAGUUUCUGGAAAUGCAGCCACUGACGGACUUAGAGGCCAAAAUGCCCCUCAUAGGAAACGAUGACGACACGUAGCACUGAGAUGAGGGGGGGGGGCGGCCAAAAAAAAUUAAAAACAGGAAGUGAUGUAACUAACGCACGUUAAUCGAGCCGAGCUAGUCCCUGUCCCCACAGUGGCCACUUUCAAGUGUUCAGUCCAGAACUGUAAGAUGAUUAGCUGUGACGUUUAUUAGGGUUACGCGGACCUUCCAGCGCAUCCAGUGAUGUGCUUUUUCGUGUUGAUUCUGAAGCUGCACAUUGUUUAAUUUGGGGCACGUCGGGGUUUAACUAAACAACGUAUUAGCAAGAAUCAAAGUGUUUACAGCAGGAGCAGAAUCCUGCUUGUGAAAAUUUACAAGUUACUUGAUAUUGCUGGUACUGUGGAUAUUCUCUCAUAAAUGUGAGUGCUGUGUGUGUGUGUGUGUGUGUGUGUGUGUGAACAUGAAUGAAGAGGAGGAGUGUAUGAUCAAUUUCAGAAAGAAAUAAGAGUGCUAUAUUUUUAUUGAAUGAUACUUUUGCAGGUUUUUCUUUACAUUUAUAAUAUUGACUGGGUCAAGUGAAAUCAAUGCAUCCAGCACUUUCUUUCCUCCACCUUUUUCCUUUUUUCUUUUUUGUUUUAAUUUUUCUUUUACUUUUUUCUUCUUCUUUUUUUUUUUUUUUUUUUUUUUUUUUUUUUUUGCCCAGAGCUUUAAAAUCAAAAAUGGGAACAAAUGAGCAAUUAAUUUGGCAAUACGUGUAAUAUACAGAUGUUUCUAUAAGAAUGAAUGCCUUUUGAGACGCAAGUCUUUUUACUGAGGUGAAGUGUUUUACCUGUUUGACAAUCCAAAGACAAAAAUAUGAUCAACAGCUGGUCUGAAUAAAGUCAAUAAAAGUCG
Hemibagrus wyckioides is the source of this 3164-nucleotide messenger RNA. It is a transcript of the gene pcsk7, whose product is annotated as proprotein convertase subtilisin/kexin type 7. The transcript is spliced from 16 exons. Gene Ontology annotation, biological process: protein processing. Bases 196 to 2325 code for a protein of 709 amino acids. Gene Ontology annotation, cellular component: trans-Golgi network; Golgi membrane. NCBI's taxonomy places the organism in Eukaryota, Metazoa, Chordata, Actinopteri, Siluriformes, Bagridae. Gene Ontology annotation, molecular function: serine-type endopeptidase activity. The record is from RefSeq and is a predicted model, not a curated record.